Messenger RNA from Closterium sp. Yama58-4, 1857 nucleotides. Lineage: Eukaryota; Viridiplantae; Streptophyta; Zygnematophyceae; Desmidiales; Closteriaceae. The record is from the annotation of a GenBank genome assembly.
AUGAACCUUAGGGAUUACAAACCACUUUCCGAUGCCAGCGCCAGCGCGCCACUUGUUCACGCCGUAGGCAGCCAAGUCGCGUGGAAUGCGGUGCGAGCCUGGCUCGUAACCGUAAGCUCCACUCCAGCCAUGGCCACCGCCUACAGCACGCAGCGAUUUCUCUCUGCCGUCUCCGCCUCGCGCCAUCUCAGUAGCCCACUGCGAUCGUCUGACGUGUCAUUUCGUCCGCGUCCGUUCGUCGCGUCGCAUUUAAGCUGUCACUCCCGCCGCGCGUCUCAACGCCAGCGAGUAAUGCCGCGCGCGUCGGCAGCGGAUUUCAGAGCGCGCGGCAUCGAGGACGGCCGCUCCGCCAGAGGCGUAGAAGACGCGUUUCCCGCCACGUCGGUUCCAUCCCAGCUGACGUCACCGCUGCUGGCAGCCAAUGGGGGGGCCAGCCCGCCGCCUGCAGCAGCAGAGAGCACCCCGCCCACCAGCAAUGCCGUCUGGACUGCUGCCGCCCUGCCUUUCCUCUUCCCGGCGCUGGGCGGGGUGCUCUUCGGCUACGACAUCGGCGCCACCUCCAGUGCGCUGCUCUCGCUCAAGGACCCGGUGCUGUCAGGCACGGACUGGUUUGACCUCUCCUCCACUGCUGUCGGCCUCGUGGUGAGCGGGUCGCUGGGAGGAGCGCUGCUGGGCUGCCUGCUCGCCUUCCGCAUUGCUGACCCUCUCGGGCGGAGGAGGGAGCUGCUGCUGGCGGCGGGGCUCUUCUUCUUAGGGGCGCUGCUCACAGCCUCCGCCCCUUCCCUGCCUGCACUGCUCGCUGGUCGUCUCGUCUACGGCUCCGCCAUCGGCCUUGCCAUGCAUGCGGCGCCCAUGUACAUAGCGGAGACCAGUCCACCGGCCAUACGGGGCACGCUCAUCUCACUCAAGGAGGCCUUCAUUGUCGCCGGCAUCCUCCUGGGGUACGUGAGUGGCAGUGUGCUGGUGGGCACGGAGGGCGCGUGGCGGGGCAUCUACGGGGUGGCAGCGCCGCUGGCGCUCGUGAUGGGGGCAGGCAUGGCGUGGCUGCCGCCCUCCCCCCGCUGGCUGCUGCUGCGCGCGCAGCAGGAGCAGCACCCGCAGACGCAAGGGCAAGAGGGGCAGGAUGGGCAGGACGGGCGGGUGGGGGAAAGGAGCGAGGAGGCGCGCAGGCGGGCGGUGGAGGCGGUGAGGCGGCUGAGGGGGGGCGCGUGUGGGGAGGGGGAGGCGCGGAGGGAGGUGCAGGGCAUGGUGGAGGCCAUGGGGGAGGGGGGGGGCAAGGGGGGUGCAAGUGGGUGGGGUGAGCUGGUAGCAGGGGCGAGCGGGCGUGCUCUGGACGCGGGCUUCUCAGCUGCCAGUGACGCCACUCGAGUGUCCGUGCUGCUGGGCCUCUUCAAGCUGGGCAUGACGGGCGUGGCCAUCGCCACUGUGGACCGCUGGGGCCGCCGCCCUCUGCUGCUCGCUGGCGUCUCCGGCCUCGUGGCGAGCCUGGUGCUGCUGGGGUGGACGUACGGCAGCGUCAGCGGCGUGCCCGCCCUCAGUGUGCUCGCGCUGCUGCUCUUCGUCGGCUGCUACCAGGUGUCGUUUGGCCCCAUAGCAUGGCUCAUGGUCUCGGAGGUGUUUCCUCUGCCGGUGCGGGGCCGAGCGCAGAGCAUCGCCACGCUCCUCAACUUCGCCUCCAAUGCCCUCGUCACCUUCGCCCUGCCGCCCAUUCAGGGUGCGUUGGGGCAAGCAGGCACGUUUUACUCGUUCGCCACCAUCGGUGCUGGAGCCCUCCUCUUCAUCUACCUGUGGGUGCCCGAGACCAAAGGGCUCCAGCUGGAGGAGAUUGAAGCAAAGCUAGCCUCCGGCAAGAUAUGA